This is a messenger RNA of Homarus americanus (American lobster), 1009 nucleotides long. RefSeq names its product phytanoyl-CoA dioxygenase, peroxisomal-like. Gene Ontology annotation, molecular function: phytanoyl-CoA dioxygenase activity. The transcript is spliced from 3 exons. Gene Ontology annotation, biological process: fatty acid alpha-oxidation. Bases 43 to 315 code for a protein of 90 amino acids. The record is from RefSeq and is a predicted model, not a curated record. Lineage: Eukaryota; Metazoa; Arthropoda; Malacostraca; Decapoda; Nephropidae.
UGUGAUCAUGGUGUUAGAGGCUAUGAUGGUGUACCCAAGACAAUGCUGAGUAUGGAAAAGGGUGACACUGUUUUCUUUCACCCCAUCCUUUUACAUGGAUCAGAAGCUAAUCGUACCCAGCAUUACCGCAAGGCAAUAGCCUGUCAUUUUGCAAGUUCAGAAUGUGAUUAUAUUGAUGUGAAAGGUACAACCCAAGAGAACAUUGCCAAGGAAAUUGAAGAAGUAGCUGUAACGAAAGGUAUUGAGGGCCUUAAUUUCAAGGACAUCUGGAAGUUCCGCAGCCGUUUAGUUCGUGGUGUGGAAAUCAACUUGUAAUGAAUGACCUAUUGUGUGAUUGUCUGUCAAGUGGAUAUAUCUCCUGUACUGACAUAAAUUCAUAGUUUACUUUAUACAUCAGAGUUGCUCAUUAAUGUGUAUGGGGAACCCCAGCUAAUACCUAAGCUGGUCUAAAUCAUAUCAUGGGUGGACAUCACUUUGACCUAACUUGGUGGAGCUCACCACAACUCUGGCUGGCUCACUUUAUCAUGAGCCGGUCUUACGUUAAUGCAUAUCAAUAAGUUGUAAAAGGGGAUGUUGUUAUCACGAAAUUGUUAUUGUGUUGCAUAUUAACCAGUGAAUCUACUAUACAGUACAGUUGCCAGCAAAAGUUCUCCCACAGCCCUGUGUAGAAAGUUGUUGGAGAACUUUUGCCGGCAACUGUACAUACCGGUGUGCAUAUUGAUAAUACAUUGCAUAUAUACGUACUGCGUAUAUACUGUACACGUACUGUACAUACAUAUAUUGAUAAUGCAUUGCAUAUAUACAUAUGGAUAAUACAAUGAGUAUACAGGAUACUUUUAUACAUAUACGUACUGUACGUAUGUAUAUUGAUAAUCAGUUGCAUACCGGGUGUAUACUUUUAUAUAUUGGUACUGUACUUUUUUUUUAAUUCCGGGAUUAGCCCACUUGGUCACAGGUCACUGACCCACGUCGGGGCCUGGGGGGCAAAAAGUAAUAAAAAUAAUAAAAA